Microthlaspi erraticum is the source of this 1572-nucleotide messenger RNA. Lineage: Eukaryota; Viridiplantae; Streptophyta; Magnoliopsida; Brassicales; Brassicaceae. The record is from the annotation of a GenBank genome assembly.
AUGGUUGCAGCGUUGGAACGAGGACUAAGCGUUUCCAAAUCAUUCAAUUUCAAAAGAAUGUUUGAUUCAUCCUCGACAAAACAUCAUCAACAAUCUCAAACCUUAGUCGUGGAGAACGUAGAUUCUCAUAUCGUCGAAUCCAACACGCCUGAAAGCCAAAACUCCGACAGCUUCGCAGAAAGCCCCGUUGAGAGCAGCAUUCCUCCCAUGAUUUCCCCUCUUAACCGGCCGGGAAAACGACCCGACCGACAACAAGCAGAUACGGAGAAUAUGAAGGAUAGAUUCGCGAAGUUACUUCUCGGAGAAGAUAUGUCCGGUGGCGGAAAAGGCGUAUCUUCUGCUCUUGCUCUUUCCAAUGCCAUUACAAAUCUUGCGGCGUCUAUAUUUGGGGAACAAACAAAGCUGCAACCGAUGCCGCAAGAUAGACAAGCGAGGUGGAAGAAAGAGAUCGAUUGGUUAUUGUCUGUAACUGAUCACAUCGUCGAGUUUGUUCCUUCUCAGCAAACGAGCAAAGAAGGAGUUUGCACCGAGAUUAUGGUGACAAGACAAAGAGGUGAUCUUCUCAUGAACAUCCCUGCUCUUCGAAAACUCGACGCCAUGCUUAUCGAUACACUUGACAAUUUCAGAGGACACAACGAGUUUUGGUAUGUGUCGAGAGAUUCAGAAGAAGGGAAGCAAGCAAGGAAUGCUCGUACAAACGACAAGUGGUGGCUCCCUCCGGUGAAAGUUCCUCCCGGCGGUUUAUCUGAGCCUGCCCGGAGAAUGCUUUACUUCCAAAAAGACUCAGUUACACAAGUCCAAAAAGCUGCAAUGGCCAUCAAUGCUCAAGUCCUCUCCGAAAUGGCAAUACCCGAGAGUUACAUCGACUCUCUCCCAAAGAACGGAAGAGCCAGCCUCGGGGAUUCAAUCUACAAGAGCAUAACAGAAGAGUGGUUUGAUCCGGAGCAGUUCUUGUCGAUGUUGGACUUGUCAACAGAGCACAAAGUGUUGGAUUUGAAGAACAGGAUUGAGGCAUCCGUUGUGAUUUGGAAGAGGAAGCUUAACGUAAAGGACAGCAAAUCUUCUUGGGGCUCAGCUGUUAGCUUGGAGAAAAGAGAACUUUUCGAAGAGAGAGCAGAGACAAUCUUGGUCUUGCUCAAACAGAAAUUCCCCGGCCUUCCUCAAUCUUCCCUUGACAUCUCCAAGAUUCAGUUUAACAAGGACGUAGGGCAAGCGGUGUUGGAGAGUUACUCGAGGAUUCUUGAAAGCUUGGCGUACACGGUGAUGUCAAGGAUAGAAGAUGUUCUUUACACGGACACAUUGGCUCUAAAGCAGUCUUCAAUGGCUGAAGAAACGGAUGGUGGGAGAACAACGGAGACGGAUUCAGAGGGAUCGUCAAACUCGGGAGAAGACACCGAGAAGCUUGACCCACACUACUCCAAGACACUGUUGGAUUUCAUGGGUUGGAAUGAGAAUAGUUCCAAAGGCGGCGAGAAACAUACAAAGUCUCCAAACCUUACGCCGAAGAAGCUCUCGCACUUGGAGAAGUUAGAGAAUCUCAACGGUUUUAGAAGCCCCAAAGAUAGACAUUGA